CAAAGCGUGAAGACGUUGCUAGCUGUUUGUUUUCGAGUUUGUUUUUUCCGUUUUCCGUAUUGCCUUGGCUCUUUGUUUAUUUUUUAUUUAUUUUUUUUCUGUUUGGCGAUUUGACUCGCGUUCGAGCCGCGUUUACUUGUUAUUGCCUUGCCGCUGAGGGCCUGUGAUUGUGAUUGAUAUUCUGUGGCAGUGCGCCGAGGUAAAAGAGAGUGAGCAACGAUCGAGGAGUAGUAACUGCAGGUAUCCGUCGCAUAAUUGGUGUCAGCGAUUCGAAACGGCCCAAAUGUGUUUGAAACGGCUGGCAAAAGCGUCACUUGCCAUUUGCAGCUCCGCAAUCGCGGAUCGAAUUGAACUCGGGCCAAUUGAGCCACUCCACAGCUGACUCCACAGCUCUCCAUAGCUCCACAGCUCCAUAGCUCCACAGCUCCAUAGCUGCAUAGCCAGCACCACACACACCUGAGCAGAAAGCCAACUGAGUGUUUUCCCGAAGGUCGACCGCAUCUUUACAGGCUUUCGACGACUCUGCGUCACCGGCUCAAGAAUGUGUUAAUUCGGUGAUUCAAAAACAAUAUCGACGGCGACUGGUCCGCAGCAGCACUUCAGUCGACGACUCGAAAUUUGCAUAAAAAACCUGAGGAGGAGCAUCAUCGAAGAUGAUGCAUCGAAAGCGUCUGGAGCUGAUGCUGAUGGUGCUGAUCGGUCUGGCUUGGGGACUACUGCUGUCCGAGCUGAUGAAGCGCACUCGUGGGCAGAAUCGCUCCGAUCGGCUGAAGGAGGAGAGCAGUCCCUUUCCCAGCAGCCAGCGGAGCAGGAUCCUAGCCACGCCACCACCCACCACUGCUCCACCGACCACCACUGCUCCUCCGCCGGACAUCCUGGCCGCGCGCCUCUUCAACGAGACGCGCGUCCUGUGCAUGGUGCUGACCAGUCCGAAGACGCACCACAGCCGGGCCAUCCACAUCAAACGCACGUGGGGUGGGCGCUGCAACAAGCUGAUCUUCAUGAGCAGCAAGGCGGACAGGGAACUGGGAGCGGUGGCGCUCAACGUGCGGGAGGGCUACUCCAAUUUGUGGCCCAAGACACGGGCGGCGCUGCAGUACGUCUACAAGCACCACUUCCACAAGUACGACUGGUUCCUGAAGGCCGACGAUGACACCUAUGUUAUUAUGGAGAACCUGCGCGCCUUUCUACACGCCUACGAUUUCAGGCAACCGGUUUAUUUUGGAAACAAGUUUCGCCAGCAUGUCAAAGAGGGAUACAUGUCGGGAGGAGCGGGCUAUGUGCUGAGCAAGAUGGCACUGCACCGGCUGGUUAAGCUGGGCUUUGGGAACAGCAGCAUCUGCACCAGUCGCAACUACGGCUACGAGGACGUGGAACUGGGACGCUGUCUGGCGGGAGUGGGCGUCGUGGGUGGCGAUUCCCGGGAUGAGCACGGGCUGAGUCGCUUCAUUCCCUUCUCGCCACUGCACUGGUAUCCCCAGCCGCCGGAGUGGUACCAGCCACUGCUCUACUACACAUCACCAGAUAACUCCAGUGACUGCUGCUCAAACACGGCCAUCUCGUUUCACUACAACAACGCACAGGAGUUCUACGUGCUCGAAUAUAUUAUCUACAAGCUGCGAGUUUUUGGCCUAAAUAGGGAACUAGGUCAAUUGCCAAAAAAGAAAGGCAUUUCUAGGCCAACUUCGAGUAAUUUUCACGCCAAAACGGCUGAGCUCGGCCAAAACGCUCUUAACAAAAUGGUGCCAGGCAAAAAUGUCACAAAACCAAAUUACCGAACUAAGAUCUUUUCCAAGAUGAAGAAAUAAUAUAACCAUUAGGAAACUUUCAUUUGCAUUGACUGCAACAGACUAUGCCAAAGAGUAACACCAAGAUAACGAUAAUAGAUAAUCUAAAACUGCUCCUUGAAUUUAAGAAUUAAGUUUACUAGAUGCCAUUUAUGCUUUAAUUUGUUAU
Messenger RNA from Drosophila teissieri, 1956 nucleotides. RefSeq names its product glycoprotein-N-acetylgalactosamine 3-beta-galactosyltransferase 1. The record is from RefSeq and is a predicted model, not a curated record. NCBI's taxonomy places the organism in Eukaryota, Metazoa, Arthropoda, Insecta, Diptera, Drosophilidae. The transcript has 5 exons. Gene Ontology annotation, cellular component: membrane. The coding region runs from base 654 to 1808 and encodes 384 amino acids. Gene Ontology annotation, molecular function: N-acetylgalactosaminide beta-1,3-galactosyltransferase activity.